This is a messenger RNA of Anolis carolinensis (green anole), 737 nucleotides long. RefSeq names its product transmembrane immune signaling adaptor TYROBP (gene tyrobp). Gene Ontology annotation, cellular component: cell surface. The transcript has 5 exons. The record is from RefSeq and is a predicted model, not a curated record. NCBI's taxonomy places the organism in Eukaryota, Metazoa, Chordata, Lepidosauria, Squamata, Anolidae. The coding region runs from base 182 to 499 and encodes 105 amino acids. Gene Ontology annotation, biological process: positive regulation of natural killer cell activation; microglial cell activation involved in immune response; negative regulation of B cell proliferation. Gene Ontology annotation, molecular function: signaling receptor binding.
UCCUCUUUUUGAGGUUUCCUGUUCAGAGCUAUUUCCAUUUCUUCAGUCUUGCUCUUCAGCAGGAUACUAUUCCUGUCUCACGGGUCCAGGCUUCCCACACCUUUGGAAGCACAAUAUCAGGGCUUCCUUAGCCAGAGACAUUUUGAGUAUCAGCUCUGUACCUGGUUUGGGAGCCUUUGUGAUGGACCAACUAAGAAUCCCAAUCCUCCAUAUUCUCCUGGACUUGGCUUGGGUACAGCUGGGAGCUGCCCAACAGAGAGACUGUGGCGACUGCUACCAUCUCAGUCCAGGUGCCAUCGCUGGUGUAGUUCUGGGAGAUUUGCUCUUGACUUUGCUGAUAGCUUUGGCUGUAUACUACGUGUCCAGCUGCAUCUACCAACGUCAGUCAUCCAGCCUUGACACAAAGAAGACUCAACAUGAGUCCCACUAUGAGGAACUUCAAGCACACAGACUGGAUGUUUACAGUGACAUAAAGAAUCCUGGAGCCAUGUACAGAUAGUCCCCUACGCUUUCUACUCCUCUUUUGUGCUUCAAAGUAGACACUUGAGAAUACAAAAUAUCUCCUCUUGAAGAUUCCUAUUCAAAAGAUGUCUUUCUACAACAAGCCUUUAACAGUGAACUUUUUUUAGUCUAUGUAACUUCCUCCAAAUAGACAAUCUGCUUUGGUUUAGGUCUGUCGCUUUAAUCAUUGUACAUAUUGCAGAGUGAGUAAAACCAUAUGAUUGAAUGCAACAUAA